UGCACAGCCUCGAGAACCCCGCAUCUGGUGAUAUAUAUCUAAGAUAUUCUAGCCUGCAGAGCCGGUUCAGUUAUCCUUCGACAGCAGCAAAUUUCGUACUACAACUACAUAUCAACUUUCACAUCUCAUCAUGGUGAAGGUUUCAAAGGGGAUGUGGGAGGUGGCUCCCGACACCGCUGUUGACUGGGCGGUGGAGACGUUCAAAGCGGAGGCUCUGGAGGAUUCGCUCCGCGUCGUCUGUCCAACCAAAGCGAUCAAUUUCCGUGGCGAUACUCUGAACUGCCCCACAUUGACGACCUCGGUGACGUCGCCGAUGGACUGUGUUGUGCAACUCGAGACAUAUCACUGGAAGGGCCAGACGUACGAGCGGGCAGGCCCACACUUCGAACUAUUCCCGAAUGGCUGUCCGAAACGAUCAGGCGGUCUGUCGGUCGAGAAAGGCGAUGAGAAGUUGACCAUGAAAUCCGAAUUCACCAGACCCGGUUUCAUGGGGAACGGCAGCCUUACUACAACGAUCGACACUCGGCCUAAAUCCUUCGGCAUCAAAUUCCUCGGUGACGGUCGUUUGUUGACGGAAUUGGGAUGGAGAUCGGUGGGGUAUGUGAAGCGGGGAGUAAACCUACACCCCAAUGUCGAGAUGGGGGACCCCGACAAAGGGGAGCGCUGGAUGACAUACCAGCUACAACUUGGCGUUGGUGAGAAGGUAUAUGGGCUGGGUGAGCGGUUCGGGCCAUUCGUCAAGAACGGACAGACUGUUGACCUCUGGAACGAAGACGGCGGCACCUCCUCCGAGAUGGCGUACAAGAAUAUCCCUUUCUAUAUGACCUCAAACAACUACGGCAUUUUCAUCCCGUCGCCGUCCCUAGUAUCCUACGAGAUCCAAUCCGAGCGGACAACGCGUGUCAACAUCACGGUUCCGGGAGAGUCCAUCUCCAUGAUGCUGAUCUACGGCUUCACGCCCAAGGAGAUCAUCCAUACAUACGGCAUCAUUACUGGAACGCCGGCCCUGGUGCCUGCGUGGACAAUGGGCCUUUGGCUGACGACCAGCUUCCUAACCAAUUACGACAAGGCAACGGUCGACCACUUCUUGGACGGGAUGAAAGAGAGAGAAAUCCCCUUGUCGGUGUUCCAUUUCGAUUGUUUCUGGAUGAAGGGAUUUCAAUGGUGUGACUUCGAAUUCGACGCAGACAUGUUUCCCGAUGUGAAGGCGCAAAUUGCAGCAAUGAAGAAUGAAAGAGGAUUGAAGAUAUGUGUGUGGAUCAAUCCCUAUAUUGGACAAGAAAGCAAGCUAUUCGCCGUCUGCCUCGAAAAAGGAUACUUCAUAAAGAAAGCCAAUGGCAGCGUGUGGCAAUGGGACCAAUGGCAAGCCGGGAUGGGACUUGUCGACUUCACGAAUCCGGAGGCCUGCUCAUGGUACUCGGCCGAGCUCGAAAAGCUCAUCGACCUGGGCGUUGACAGUUUCAAGACGGACUUUGGCGAGCGAAUACCGACCGGCAACGCGCACUAUUUCGACGGUUCCGACCCCGAAAAGAUGCACAACUACUAUCCAUUCCUUUACAAUAAAGUCACAUUCGAGACCCUCGAGCGCCGGCUGGGUAAGGGCGAGGCUGUGUUGUUUGCUCGCUCGGCCACGGCCGGCGUGCAGCGGUUUCCCGUCCACUGGGGAGGUGACCCAAUGUCUACCUUCGAAGCUAUGGCAGAGACGUUGCGAGGAGGGUUGAGUCUGGGACUUUGCGGUUUCGGUUUUUGGGCUCAUGAUAUCGGCGGCUUCGAGGGAAAGCCGGAUCCAGUUCUGUUCAAACGAUGGAUUCAGUUCGGCUGCUUGUCAAGCCAUACCCGCCUCCACGGCUCAAGUAGCUACAGAGUUCCGUGGCUCAUCGACCCCAGCGAGGAGGCGUCGGCCGUGCUCAAGAAGUUCAUCAACCUGAAGCACCGGCUGAUGCCGUACAUCUACCAGACGGCGAUCGAAGCGCACGCCACCGCCAUCCCGAUGAUGCGCGCCACAUUCCUCGAAUUCCCGCGGGAUCCCGCCACCUGGUUCCUCGAUAUGCAGUACAUGCUCGGCGAGAACCUGCUCGUGGCACCCAUCUUCAAUGCCGAGGGUACCGUCCGGUACUAUGCGCCGUUGGUGACGACGGAGCAGGAGGAAAGAAAGGAGGAUAAAGACGGCAACGACGAGGUCGCGGACGACAGGCCUCCCCGCUUCUGGGUCGGCCUCCUCGAUGGGAAAUGGAGGAAGGCUGGCAGAUACCAUUCGGAAACCCACGGCGUUUUCUCGUUACCGCUACUAAUCCGGCCCGGGGGUGCCGUCGUUCUCGGCAAGAGCGAGGAGACGCCCCACUAUGACUGGUCCGAGGACGUGGAAAUCUAUCUCAACUUCGACAAGAGCUUCAACACCAUUGUGGCGAUCCCGGAUUGGAAGGUCCCCGGCGAGACAAAGGCGACCGUUUCUUUCGAGCUCGAGGGAAAGAAUUUGAACAUCCGUAUCACUCGCGUCAACGGGGAGAUCGACGGACACAUCAAGCUGUUGAUUGCAGGUGCGACGAUAGCCAAGGCUACUACAAUGCUGCCCACAGGCACUGUCAACUUGGAGGGGGAAGCUGUGGAGGGUUCGUUCCCUGGUUGGAAGGGUGUCCGGGUGAAGGCUGGGCCUGACCUUACGAAUGCUUGUUUGCAAUUGAGCCAUUAGAUUAGAGAGACUUCUAUUUGUACCGAGUUCAGUCCUUCUAUGCCACCGAUUGGUCAUUCUUUCCUUACCUUUGUAGAUCAAUACAUAAACAGUCC
Molecule: messenger RNA, 2784 nt
Organism: Tricharina praecox
Lineage: Eukaryota; Fungi; Ascomycota; Pezizomycetes; Pezizales; Pyronemataceae
Product: glycosyl hydrolases family 31-domain-containing protein
Exons: 9
Coding region: 131-2689 (852 amino acids)
Biological process (GO): carbohydrate metabolic process
Molecular function (GO): hydrolase activity, hydrolyzing O-glycosyl compounds; carbohydrate binding
Source: RefSeq, a predicted model, not a curated record